ACUUGCAGUUGGACCGGGACCAGCUAGCAGCAGGGGAAAAAAACAAUGGCGUCGUCGGGCUUGUAGCUAACGGUCGCAGCUCGAGCUCCCUCGCCGGGUUUGAAUCGUGCCGCCACAGCUCCGGGGUGCACUGUCUCUUUAAGCUCGGUCGGCCGCUCCGUAUCGAUCGAUCCUCCAUUUUCCAACACGCAGCGGCGGCGGUGCGAGCAGAGCUCCGGCGGCCAGAGAGCGAGCAGAGCCACCCCUCUACCUGGAGAGGAAGCCGGGGACCCGGGGGCAGCCAUGGCAGCGAACAUGUACCGGGUUGGAGAUUAUGUUUAUUUUGAGAACUCGUCCAGUAACCCACUGCUGAUCAGGAGGAUCGAGGAGUUGAACAAGACAGCCAAUGGGAACGUGGAGGCCAAAGUGGUGUGUUUUUACCGGCGCAGGGACAUCUCCGGCACACUCAUCGCCCUGGCAGACAAACAUGCAAGGGAGCUGGAGGAGGAGAUGGAGAAUCCAGAGAUGUCCGACCUCCCUGAGAAACAGAAACACCAGCUCAGACACAGAGAGCUGUUCUUGUCCCGCCAACUGGAGUCUCUACCUGCCACACACAUCAGGGGGAAGUGCUGUGUGACUCUGCUGAAUGAGACUGAAGCCCUGAAGUCCUACCUGGACAGAGAGGAUGCCUUCUUCUACUCGCUGGUGUAUGACCCUCAGCAAAAGACUCUGCUGGCUGAUAAGGGCGAGAUCCGCGUUGGGAACAAGUACCAGGCCGACAUCACCGACCUCCUGAAAGACGAUGAGGGCGACGGCAGAGAGCUGGAGAAACUAGAGGAGAAGACCUGGGACCCAAACAGCUUACUGACAGAGAAACAGAUCGACCAGUUCUUAGUUGUUGCUCGGUCAGUCGGCACAUUUGCCAGAGCGUUGGACUGCAGUAGUUCUGUGCGACAGCCGAGCCUUCACAUGAGCGCUGCUGCAGCCUCCAGAGACAUCACCUUGUUUCAUGCCAUGGACACACUCCACGCCACGAGCUACGACAUGACCCGAGCGAUCGCAGCGCUGGUGCCUCAGGGUGGGCCCGUCCUCUGCAGGGACGAAAUGGAGGAGUGGAGCGCGUCUGAGGCCAACCUGUUCGAGGAGGCGCUAGAGAAAUACGGCAAAGAUUUCACCGAUAUCCAGCAGGAUUUUUUGCCCUGGAAGUCCCUGACGAGUAUUAUUGAGUAUUACUACAUGUGGAAGACCACAGACAGAUAUGUACAGCAGAAACGAUUAAAAGCAGCCGAGGCAGAAAGCAAGUUGAAGCAGGUCUACAUCCCGAACUAUAACAAGCCAAACCCCAACCAGCUGAGCAACAACAUAAAACCACCUCUGGUGAACGGAGCGGCGGCUCCUGGGGUCCCAGGACUUGCAGGGGUUCCAGGACUUGCAGGGGUUCCAGGACUUGCAGGGGUUCCAGGACUUGCAGGGGUCCCAGGACUUGCAGGGGUUCCAGGACUUGCAGGGGUCCCAGGACUUGCAGGGGUCCCAGGACUUGCAGGGGUCCCAGGACCUCCAGGUGUCCCAGGACCUCCAGGGGUCCCAGGACUUCCAGGGGUCCCAGGACUACCAGGCUCGGUCCAGACCCCCGGCCUGGGCAGAGCCUGUGAAAGCUGCUACACCAGCAGCUCCUAUCAGUGGUACUCGUGGGGACCUCCCAACAUGCAGUGUCGCCUGUGCGCGACGUGCUGGACCUACUGGAAGAAGUACGGAGGACUGAAGAUGCCCACGAGGCUGGAGGGAGAGAGGCCCGGACCCGCCCGCACCAUCAUGAACCCCCAUGGCCUCCCCAUGCGCCACGGCGGCAGCCCCAAGUUUGCAGUGAAGACGCGACAGGCGUUUUUCCUGCAGACCACCACGGUGACGCGGAUGACUCGCCGCCUCUGCCAGGAUCUCAUACGACCACGAUUCCUGGCCAGGCACCCCUACCUCCCCGUCAACACAGCAGCCAUCAAGGCCGAAUGUGCCCUGCGGGUGCCAGAAGGGCCGAAAAAGCCUUCACCACUGAAACCAGUGGAACGUAAACCUCUGGAGUCUGUGGUUCGAUAUUUAGAAGCACAUCCCUGUCCGGUCAAGCCCGACCCUCCAAUCCGUGGGGCGUCCAUCUCUUCAGCCAGCCUGACGCCCAUAAAAUCCUCCCCCAUCCUCAACAACGGCUCCCCCACCAUCCUGGGCAAACGCUCCUAUGAACAGCACAACGGAAUGGAUGGCUCUAAAUCUAAAGUCCUGGCUCCUCAGUGGGACAUCAUGGCCAAGCGGAUGAACGAGGUGGCGCGACCUUCGGUCUCGAUGCAGGACGAGAUCCACGAACUGGACUGAACGCUCCGUGGAACAACCUCUACUGCAAACCUCAGUCAGGUAACGACAACAAACAGG
Messenger RNA from Hippoglossus stenolepis (Pacific halibut), 2397 nucleotides. It is a transcript of the gene mta1, whose product is annotated as metastasis associated 1. The transcript is spliced from 17 exons. Gene Ontology annotation, cellular component: nucleoplasm; NuRD complex. Gene Ontology annotation, molecular function: transcription corepressor activity; histone deacetylase binding; chromatin binding. Gene Ontology annotation, biological process: response to ionizing radiation; double-strand break repair; negative regulation of transcription by RNA polymerase II. The record is from RefSeq and is a predicted model, not a curated record. The coding region runs from base 283 to 2340 and encodes 685 amino acids. Lineage: Eukaryota; Metazoa; Chordata; Actinopteri; Pleuronectiformes; Pleuronectidae.